AUGUUGCAGGUUCCCGCCAACUUUGAGCGCUUCACAAUUAUCAUCGGUAUUCAGAUUGCCAUCAUCAGUAUCCAGAUUGUUAUCCUAGUAUUUGGAUACGGAUUCCUUGGUGCAGUUGCCUACCUCGAGUACCUUGCUCCACCCGAUCCAGUUUGCGAAUUAAUGAGGAGUUAUCCUGGAGAGUUAACAAUGAUUGUCACAUUGAUAGCAACUGUGCUAUCAGUCACCACUGCUACUCUUUUCACGCUUUCGGUGAAACAGGCACUAAGACAUCGAAUGUGGAAGCCCAUUUCUCUAAUUCACCUUAGCACUGGUGUUGCUUUAGCACAGGGCUCUCAUAUGCUGAAUCUUCGAUAUAUAAGAUUGACCGUCUUGACGCUGUUCAUCAUUGGGAUGCUGAGGCUCUUAACGGCUGGGUGGAUAACUCUCUUGACACCGGCCUACUUCAUGUGGCCAGUACAAUUAAAUGGAUCCGAACUUGACAUAACUGGAAGCGCGUUUGCCACCUUACUCCGCGAAGAAUUCCUAGCAAAUGGUCUCACUGACAUCCAGGACAAUUCUUUUGAAAUUCUCGACAUCGGUGGAAUGCUCAGUGGAGUUACUGCUGCAGGGUUUACCUUUGGUCUUCCCGGGACAUUCAAUUUCAAUGGUGCCAAAUACAACGUAUCCACUCAGGGGGUCGUGCCUACCAUUGAAGCAUUUUCCGGCUCGGAUGGAGUUCCAAAUGCUGAUGGUACUCGUCUUGGGUUUUCCGGUGGAAAUGUCACAGUCAACACAAGAGUUGUAUCCGGAUCGCACCCCAGCGUGCCUAUUCCUCAAGGCUUCGACAGGAACUAUUCCAUGUCGCAACAAGGGUUGACAGCCAAUGUCAGCUGCCGGGCCAUUGACUCAAGUCAAACUCACUACCUUUGGGGCACGAACAACUCUUACCUCAUCUAUGCCAACGCAGCUGCUUCGAACAAUUCCAUCACCGGUCUUCGCUUGUGGAAUAUCAGUGCCAACUGUGGUACCGAUACGCUGACAACGUACGAAUAUGUGACCAUGGUAGAUGCAAAUGGAAAUACGAGCUCAUCAGGAAGUGGCUUUCUUCCAUCUGUUGUGUGCCAAGGACCCACGAAUAUGAACCAAACUUAUACAAAUUUCACCAUUUUUACACAAGGGUUUUACAAGUAUAAUUUCCUCAAAGCAAGCGUAUGCGAAGUGGUUCCCCUACUGACCACUGUCCGCGCCGAUUAUUCCGAUGAACAAAUUUCACCCGGGGUCACCUCAUCCACUCCUUUCCAGCCAGAGAAUGCCGAGCUACUGUCAUUUAUCGCUUCAGUUGCCAGGUUUCAGUCGAUCAACUCGCAGGGGCUUACGAGCAGCACAAUUGGGGAUACCUUGUACUCCAUCUAUUCCUCGACCACUAUCGGAUCCAUCAAUAACAAUCUCAAUGACACACAGGUUUACCUUGAGCUCGAGGAUUACUGGCGUGGUGUUGUUGAAUUUUCCGCCACAUUCCUUCGCUCCGGGUUUAUGGCCACAGGUAGUUUCCCCAAUAAUGACAUCCCGAACAACCUCUCUUCCCAAGUCACUGGGACUAUGUUCAUAUCAACGAUCGGCUGGACUCGCUGGGCUAAGAAGUCGCCGACAUAUCUGCUCGCUACACUCCCGCUCACCAUUGUCACCAUUCUCACUUUAACCUGCGCGUUGUACAGUAUUCUGGAGGCUUUGAAAGAGCAACAUGGAUGGGGUGGUCACCACAGGACCCACCACUUCGACGUGUCAAACACUCUUCAUCUCAUUAUGGCAUGCGCUGCUGAGAGUCUCGCACUUAAAGAUUUUGGCGAGGAGGGAAUUAUCAACAACGAGGAUGUGAAGGUGCAGCUGGAGGAGCAUGGUGAGAGGAAGAAGUUUGUGAUACCUAAUUAA
Suillus subaureus is the source of this 1911-nucleotide messenger RNA. RefSeq lists its product as uncharacterized. Lineage: Eukaryota; Fungi; Basidiomycota; Agaricomycetes; Boletales; Suillaceae. The transcript is spliced from 9 exons. The record is from RefSeq and is a predicted model, not a curated record. Bases 1 to 1911 code for a protein of 636 amino acids.